AAGUUGAACAUGACGUAGAACGUUUUUCUGAAUAUGAAUUUAUUAGAAAUACAAUCUUAACUUCCAAUAAAAAACGAUUAACAAAUUGUCGAUAUGGCUAUGAGGAUUUAAAUGAUUUUUCAGAAUGUAAAUGGUGUACUUUAGAAUAUUGUUUUCAACGUACAUUGGCUAGAUAUGAUAAAAAUUCAGGGCCAUAUGAAUAUUCAAUUCAAGAAAAUAAAAAG
This is a messenger RNA of Dentiscutata erythropus, 224 nucleotides long. Lineage: Eukaryota; Fungi; Glomeromycota; Glomeromycetes; Diversisporales; Gigasporaceae. The record is from the annotation of a GenBank genome assembly.